Messenger RNA from Aspergillus ruber CBS 135680, 2684 nucleotides. Its product is annotated as putative C6 transcription factor. Gene Ontology annotation, molecular function: DNA binding; zinc ion binding; DNA-binding transcription factor activity, RNA polymerase II-specific. NCBI's taxonomy places the organism in Eukaryota, Fungi, Ascomycota, Eurotiomycetes, Eurotiales, Aspergillaceae. Gene Ontology annotation, biological process: regulation of DNA-templated transcription; DNA-templated transcription. Gene Ontology annotation, cellular component: nucleus. The record is from RefSeq and is a predicted model, not a curated record. The transcript has 5 exons. The coding region runs from base 182 to 2548 and encodes 788 amino acids.
CACCUGCAUCUCAUUUUCCUUGUCCAAUUCUUCUUCGUUAUUCUCACAAUAGUUGGGUUCUUUCUUGCAAGUGCGUUUUUCAUUCGCCGAGUGAUUUGUCGGACGUGUAUCCACACGCAUAAUGCCAUACUAUUCCCCUUUGGAGCCGCUUAUCCUCUACUCCCGGUCUCGCUAGAACACCAUGCCGAACGCAAGAGCUUCUGCCCAGAACCACGGCGAUCAGGAUAGAGACCUAAGUGCAGAUGAACUCUGGUCUGCUGCAGAGAGUGAAAUUAACAGCCGUCUCACUUGGAAUGGUUCGAACGGACUGAAACGAAAGCGUCCGCUUACUGUGUCAUGCGAGCUGUGCAAACAGAGAAAAGUCAAAUGUGAUCGAGCACAGCCUAGUUGUGGCUGGUGUUCUCGCAAUGGCCAAUUGUGCGAAUACAAGGAAAGAAAGAAACCCGGCCUCCGAGCAGGGUAUGGAAAGGAGCUAGAGCAACGGUUGGACAAGUUGGAAAAGACCGUUCAGUCGCAAGGUCGUCUUAUCGAAACACACAUUCUUCAGAACCCCCGGUUGCUCCCUGAUCUGCCUCAAACCGGUUCCUUUCCCUAUAGCUCUCCCUCGGAGCCUUCUGCUGCCCAUAAGCCAAGUCCGCUCAAUGACUUGGUCCGAGAACCGUCUUCCCUGCCGACUCAUCCCUCUCAAGAUACCCCAAUUCUCUGCCAGCAUGACUACACGGACAAUGAUUCAUCAUUGAAUGUACCGGUGAAUUUGUUUUCAAAUCAAGCGCGUUCAUUCGCAGAUCCAGAACUUGAACUUCCUCCAUACGACUUGCUGUAUGCACUGGUUGAUCUCUAUUUUGAGCACGUCAAUCCAUGGUGCCCUAUUCUUCAUCGUCGGACGACCUUGGACAUCUUCUUCGGGCCAUCCCCUCUGGCCGAGGAAGACCGUAUGGUACUCUAUGCUAUAGUUGCAACAACUCUCCGAUUCUCUACAGACACUCGCCUCAACGAACGAAAUAGGAAGCAGUACCAUGACUCAUCCAAACAAAAGGUGCUUCUCUACGGACUGGAGAACUCAUCCGUUAAGGCGCUGCAGGCUCUGGUAAUACUAGCACUUGAUUUAGUUGGUUCAUCCAAUGGUCCGCCUGGAUGGAAACUUCUUGCUCUCAUAGCAAGGUCCGUGGUCCAACUGGGACUAGCAGUUGAGCCCAAGUCUCGUUUAGUCGCCCCUGUCUACCCUUCCAUCUAUACACUGAGAGCGGUUGUCCUUCCUGAACCAGACUCAUGGGUCGAGGAAGAAGGCAGACGCCGGUUGUUCUGGAUGGUAUAUCUGUUGGAUAGAUAUUCGACUAUAGCAACAGCUUUCGAUUUCGCCUUGGAUGACAAGGAUAUUGACCGCAAGCUUCCAUGCAAAGAUGAAUAUUUUGUCAAGAACAGGCCUGUGGAGACGAGAUGGUUCUGUCAUUCCCACAACCGAACUGAAUACAUCAAUCGUGCGGAGAAUGUCGGAUUUCUGGGUCUUUAUGUCGAGAUACUAGGCAUUCUCACGCGCAUUCAUCGUUUCUUGAAAAGGCCGGUGGAUAUCGCGUCAUUGUCCGAUGUCGAAGAGUGGCAAGCAACUUAUCGCAAGCUUGAUAGUGAGUUGACAUCAUGGGAGUUCAAUCUCCCUACUGAGUAUGCAUACGAGAAUUCGUCUCGACUGUUCAGCGGGUCAAAGCAUGCUCGGGGUUUACAGUGUGACUGGGUGCAGCUCCAUGCUGCUUAUCAAACAGCUGUGAUCCGUCUUCAUUCAUCCGCUGCAUACCCAACAACCCGCUCCCCAAUCUUCACCCCAUCAUACAGCGCCAACCAACGAUGUCUCUUAGCAGUCGACAACAUCCUCUCCGUAACUCGCCUAGUGGUCAACAACAAGCUCCUCGACAAACUCGGUCCCCCAUUCGCCUUCACCCUGUGGGUCUCAGCCCGCCUCUUGCUCGUCCACGGAUCCACCAUCGCGCACACAGUGAGCCCCGACUUUACUUUCUUCGUCGACACCCUCGCCCAAAUGGGCAUGUACUGGAAGGUAGCAGAGCGGUACAGCUCGAUUCUACAUCGCGUACUAGAUGAGUACGGCGAGUACCAGCAAUCCGGCGCAAUAGAUGACGAACGUGCCACACCAUCUACAGUCAAGAUAUUAGCGGAUAUGCGUCGCUGUGCGUUUGAUCUGGAUUUCCUUAUCUCGCGACAACCGCGCUCGUCGCCAGCUAGUAGCAGCCAACCACCGAUGCCAUCGACUGCAGGGCCCUUGCGGAACCUUGCGCCAAAUGAACUGGAAUACCUUGACGUCUUUGGCUUCUUCAAUGUACCCCGUGUACCUCCCACGCGGGCUCUGGAUAUGCCUAGUCUCGACGUCGAGGUAGCAGGUAGCAAUAAUCCAUCGCAUAUGCAUGGGUUAGCUGGAGGAGCGGCAGAUCCUAUGGAUGCAGCCGUGGAUGGCCAUUCAUCGAAUAUGAAUGACUUGAAUAUUACCAAUUAUCUCAUUCCGACUCCAGAGACUGAUUGGUUGUUUCGGCAGACGGGGUGAUGCGAUGCAUCCUGUCAGGUGACGGCGCGAAUCCGUUCUAAACAUACACAAGAUAGUGUAUUCAUAGCAUUUACAUGGUAAAGGUAUAGCAUGCACGUUAGUAUAGCAUGUACAUUAGAACUUUCAAUCAAGACAU